AUGGUGACGCUGGCCUGCGUCCUGCUUCCUGCUCGUGGCUGUGUCCUGUGUGACCCCUCCGUCGUGGACGGGCUGAAGAAUUUGGUAGACUCUUACCUACCCCAACACUUGCCACCUAAGGAUCAGGAAGAUGUGAUUAAAAGGCUAGAGAGCGCGGUCCGGGAAUUCCAGGAACUCCCGAUUGAUGAUCAAACCUAUAUGGGAGCCGUUGAUGAGCCCACCCUGCACAAAGCAGCCUGGAGUUUUCUGUCGGAUCUGGGACACCUCACAAGCAGUGGGGUAAAAGGAGACGUCAUGGUCAAGGAGCUUUUCUGGAUGAUACAACGGCAAAAGAAGCGCUUCGUGGACCACUCGGCCCAGUUCCUCAAAGAGUCUUAUUGUCCUAAUAAAUGUGGUUUGAUGUUGCAGGCGCUGAUCUGGUGCAAGGCCUGCGAGAAGCAGGUUCACGCUUGCCGGAAGUCCAGGGAUUGUGGGGAGCGCCAUAUCGAGGUCCGUGAGAUGGAAGACAUGAUCCUCGACUGCGAUCUGAAUUGGCAUCAGGCCUCGCAAGGCCUCACUUCUUACAGAUUUUACAGGGUUUGGGACAAUGAGACUGAGGAACUUCUGACUGAGAGGGAACAGCCCAUCCUGGCCAAGCCCAUGGUGGGCCCAAAGGAUGCAGGCAACUACCGCUGUGAACUGGGCACGGUCACCAACAGCCCGGCCACCAUCAUCUAUUUCCAUGUCAAAGUUUUGCCCAAAGAAACGCAAGAAGAAGAACCACAAUUCAUGCCCGCUCCGGAGAAUGGGGUCCCGAGUACCCUCACGACAGCCCUCCAGGAGCCGACGACUCUGCAGGAGCCCCUGGAUCCCGCCGCGAUGCUAAAAAUCGAACUCAUCUGGCUGCUGCUCCCGGGCCUAGUGGUGGUGGUCUGCAGCACUGGGGCCCUGUGA
Messenger RNA from Echinops telfairi (small Madagascar hedgehog), 933 nucleotides. RefSeq names its product izumo sperm-egg fusion 1 (gene IZUMO1). Gene Ontology annotation, biological process: sperm-egg recognition; heterotypic cell-cell adhesion; fusion of sperm to egg plasma membrane involved in single fertilization. Gene Ontology annotation, molecular function: signaling receptor binding; protein binding involved in heterotypic cell-cell adhesion. The record is from RefSeq and is a predicted model, not a curated record. Bases 1 to 933 code for a protein of 310 amino acids. Gene Ontology annotation, cellular component: acrosomal membrane; plasma membrane. The transcript is spliced from 8 exons. Lineage: Eukaryota; Metazoa; Chordata; Mammalia; Afrosoricida; Tenrecidae.